Styela clava is the source of this 4437-nucleotide messenger RNA. RefSeq lists its product as uncharacterized. The record is from RefSeq and is a predicted model, not a curated record. NCBI's taxonomy places the organism in Eukaryota, Metazoa, Chordata, Ascidiacea, Stolidobranchia, Styelidae. Gene Ontology annotation, cellular component: membrane.
AUAUUUUUUAUUUUCAGUAUAAUGACAGUGAAUUUUAAUGUGUAGGUCCUAGGGUUUGGGAUGUCUGUAUUACUGGAUCAGUAACACAAGGAAAUAAACAUGACGCAGGAGUCUGAGGAAACUGGUGGAGAAUCAUGUUGUUGCCUGCGUAUGCCAACCAUUCCGUUACGAUGGCUUCUGUUCAUUGAAUUUGCAUUUACUUUCGGAACAACUAUCGUUUAUUUUGCUGAUAUCGUCACGGAUAUAAUCACAUUGAAAGCUUAUUAUGACAGAGAAUGGUACUAUGCUUUUGGAUUCUCUAUUGGAUUUAUUGUGGUGCCUUCAAUUUUACUAGCGGUUCUCGAAUGUCAAUUUCUUCUUAAAAUGUUUGGCAAAAAUGUGAAGUGGGGAAAUGUGAUUGUCAGUACAUUACUGAACAUACCAUUUCAGCUUACUGUGAUCUGGUAUCAUUUUAAGCUCUCUUAUAGAUAUCUUAAAGUUUGGCUGAAUAAUGUACGUCACGAAGAGAAUAACCCUAUAAGAGAAGAGGAUAAAAAAAUGUCUAUGUCAAAUCUCGCCGAUUUGGACGACCGUGCAAAUACUCUCGGGCGGCGUGCAAUAAUGUCUGUGGAAGUUCCUGCGUCAUCUGAUGUUCCUCCUAUUGUUUAUCCUGGAAAUACUGAUCAAACAUGGUGGAAAGAACUCACUCGUGAAGAGUGGCUUUCUCAUUUAAAUAAAAUGAAAUUAAUAGAAAGUAUGCUCGAAUCUCUACCUCAGCUUCUGAUCAAUUUAUACCUGAUUGUUUCUUAUCAGGAAACACCUAUUAUACAGUACAUAUCUGCUACAAUAUCAUACCUCUCUUUAUGUGGCGGAAUUGUUCGAUAUGACAAAACACGCAAAGAUAAUGAAGCCGAUCGCUUGAUGGUUGAUCGCACUUUACUCCACUCCAGAGCUUUUACUACAAGACUAGAGUGGCCACAAAUUUUGUUUUUGUCUUUGUACAAGGGAUUUUUCUUGGCUGCACGAAUACUGGUAUUUGUCUAUUUCACUGUAUAUUUCCAAUGGUAUGUUCUUGUGUUUGUCUUCAUACACUGGGCAGUUCUGAUGUGUUAUCUUGUAUACUUAUGGUAUCCAACUGACAUUGAUAAAAAGACAAAACAGCUUGUUCAAGCGGAUUAUAAGUUCAGGGCUUACAUGUUUUUGAGUCAAGAUUGCUUCAGUGUGUUUCUCAAUAGCCUUAUAGGCAUCUUCGUAAGCGUCCGACCUCAAAAUUAUGGAUUUCUAGGACAACCAUAUUGCUACCUUUUUUGGUUCUACUUUACAUUUAUUAUCGAAAAUAUAAUUUUAUUUUUGAUACCUGGAGUUUAUUAUUCUAUUCUUGAUGAAGAAAGUAUGCUGGUGAUUUAUCAAUAUUACAUUGUUUUAAUCUUUGAAUUAACAUUGAAUGUUUUUGGUGCAGUCCUUUGCACUAUUUACUACUUUUCUGUGCACAAGAUGAGUGUUUACACAAGAAAUGCUUAUCCGUCAAUUACAAAACUGCAAAAAAUAUGCUGUUGCUCAGCGAUGAACCCUUCAGUACCAUCGGACUGGACUGUGUGUAAACAAUCUGAGACAAGUGAAAUAUUUUUCUUGCGGCGUGAAAAUUUGAAGCAAUACAAAAACAGUUACAACACUGUUGUACGGGGAAAUAGACAGCGUGGCAGAAAUUUAGAAUGUUUUAUUGAUGAAAGGGGUAAAAUAUUUUAUGCUCCUAGAAGAAAACUCUUUAAAAAACUGCCGACGCCAGAAGAAGAAGAAUGGGUUGAUAUUAGAAGAGGAGCUAGCAAACAAAGCCUCAAUGAAAUUGAUCCUGAGGAAUCAUCAGCCCGACCAGAUUCCAGAACUACUGCUAAUGAAAGAUUAGUGGGCGAGGAUUCAACUUUUGAAUUCCUAGAAAACCCUGAAACAGAGGGCCUUCUCUCUUCCACGGUUUCUCCACCUCCUUUACCAAGCACACCUCCUCAGUCAUCCACACCAAUACCAGAACAAGCUCCUGCAUCACUGAGAAGUAGCAGAAGCGCAAGAGUUUCAGACACAAAAUCCCAAAUACUUCCAAAAAGUGAUAGGGAUUCUAACAGAAGUAAGAAGAGUCAACGUAACAAUAAUUCACAGGUUAUUCCUGCAGUUCCAUCAAGCAGUCCAGGAAAUAUCCCACUACUUAAACAACAACCAAAAGCGGAAAAAUACAGACCAGCAUUUUUGGAUGAAUUCGGCCCAAAUACAGUAGAUACUAACGAAAAGAUGUCCGAAAAUUUACCAAGGAAGAAAUAUACAGAUAGAGACAGUGAACGAGGUAGCCAUAAAUCCUCAAAAUCACAUAAACAUCAGCAUGAUGUGGGACAUUCGUCAUCGCGUGAAAAUAAAUCUCAAUCACAUAGGUCUCCAGAAAGUUCUAGAAGUAGACAUAGCCACAUGGAUAGUCCAUCUCCAAGAAAGAGUCCUAAAUCUCCAGAACAGUCGCAACAAAGUGACCAUCGGGAUAAUAAGAAAUCUUCAAAUCGAGACUCCUCGGGCAGAAGGUUGCGAUCACACAGAUCUUCUCAUUCCUCAAGAAGAGGGGAAACUGAGAAAUCUUCUAGUGAUAGAAAGAGUCACUCAUCUCGAUCACACUCCAGAGGUGAUCCUGAGGGACAAAGCUGGAUAUAACCGCAAAAGUAAAUUGGAUGUUUAAAUAUCUUCAGAAUUAUUUAUCCUUGAUGUAGUAAAUUCUUGUUUUGAAAAAAAAAAUUCCUUAUAUUUUUCAUUUGAAAAAUUAUCAAUUUUAGCGUUUCACUAACAAAAGUCUAAAAAUAGGCUUAUUCAAUUUCAGGUAAUUGGAAACAUACUAAAUAAAACUUUAAGACAACUGUAGUACCUGAUAUCUUUUUUUUAAUCUUGACUUAAUACUAUUUCAAUACUUUACCUCCAAUUGGAAUGCUUUUAUUUUUCAGUAAUGCCACAAAACAAAUUAGUGAAUUUAUUAUAACUAAUGUUUUUAAAAAUAGUAUAGUUAUUUUUAUAUCAUGUUCUAUGAGUCUUACUCCGUCCAUUUUCCUUUAUUUUAAAAUUAGGUCUAUUAAGGUAGGUUUUGUAUAACUAUAUUUUCCAAUCUCUUCUCAUGUUAACUUGUUGCUAAAUGAUAAGUUAUAUCUUAUCCAAACAAGAAUCCUAGUCUGAAUAUUUUACAUGCAAAAUAUGAUUUGCAGUUGUAGAUUUGAAUAUCAAUGGGUUCAGAGUUUUUAUAAAUUUGUAUUAGCAAUUAAUUCUGCCGUCAUAACAGAGUUUGUUUUAUUAUUACUCCAACUGCACGCAACUUGGUUUAGGUAAAUUCUACAUAAAAAAAAAGUUUUUUAUAACUACUAUUCUUCUGAUAUUGCAUUUUGCAGCCAACAAUGAUUGAGGUUUGUUUACUAUGACAGCAAGUACAUAAUUCUCAAUGUAGUUCUGCUACCCCAUUGUAUAGAAGAUUCCUAUGUAACAAGUUAAUCUGUUUUGAGCGUAUUCUUAUGCUGUCAAGGAUAGCCACUUGCUUGCCUUUAAACAAUCCAUCAUUAGCAUAAUUAUGAAACCGUUUGAAUAUAUUUUACAUGAUUAAAUUCAGAACUUCCAUUAUUUUAGAUUACUAAUUUUUCUGCUAUUUUCAUAUAUCAAUACACUUAUUUUUGUCUUAUACCAAAUUUUCAACUGCACAAACCAUUAAAAAAUGAGCCAUUGUAUUUUUUUACCCUGUUCAUAUGAUCUUCGUCUUUAUGCACAAUGAUUAAAUACCUUCCAAUGUUGCCAAUGACAACCAUUGAUUUUUAUUUUUCAUUCGUGAUCUCGUUUUAUAACAUUUUAAUGUCUUCCUUAUAUAUUUGAACUCGUUCAAUUGCCAAUGGUACUAACAGUGACUUUUAUAUAUAUUUUUUUUUAAUGAUUCUUGUAUAUGUUUUGAUAAUUUUUUUCUUGAUAUCGUGGACCAUUGUGAAACUUAAGAUAUGGCAGUUUUAUCACGGAAGACAUAAGUCUGUUCUAUCUCCCACAAGAUAGUUCAAAACAAGUUGAAAAUUUUUAUAUUCAAUGUAGAAAAUUCUUGCUUUUAGGGAAAAUUUUUAGUUUAUACUAGUGCCUCAUUAGUUGAAUGUUUUAAAAUGGGAUAUCAAAUAUUUGAAUUAAUUAUGUUCGAUAUUUUCAAAUUUGGAUUUCAGCAAUUAUUUAGAAUAAUUCCGUUUGAAAAGUAAUUGAGAACCAACCAAAAAUUAUUAUAUGUCUAAACUUUUUUUUUUUUUUCAAAUUCAAAAUUUUUCCACUUAGAAUUUGAAAGUAAUACUUUCAUAAUGUUUUGAUAAUGGUAGAUUGUUUAAUUUUUGGCAUAAAUAACCAGAUUCACUUCUCAAUAAGAAACACAUUAUUGACAAGAUAAAUUAUUUUGAAGACAAAAUAUGUGACUAAUUUCAUAAA